CAAGAAUGUCCAAGCGAAUCAAGAAAGUGGGUAUAACCGGUAAGUUCGGCGUACGUUACGGAUCAUCCCUAAGAAAGCGUGCCAAGAUAUGUAUGGACCAGAAGAAGAGGAAGUACGAGUGUCCUUUCUGUGGAAAGAGCAACGUUAGAUGGCAGGCUAUUGGACUAUGGAAGUGCAAGAGUUGUGAAAAGGUAAUGAGUGGGGGAGGGUAUACGUUUGAGACACCUCUGCACUGCACCAUCAAGCAGACUCUGUCUAGAACCGAGUAAAGCUGCCGUUUUUAUGA
Vavraia culicis subsp. floridensis is the source of this 286-nucleotide messenger RNA. RefSeq names its product ribosomal protein L37a. The record is from RefSeq and is a predicted model, not a curated record. Gene Ontology annotation, molecular function: structural constituent of ribosome. Lineage: Eukaryota; Fungi; Microsporidia; Pleistophoridae. Gene Ontology annotation, cellular component: ribosome. Gene Ontology annotation, biological process: translation. The coding region runs from base 6 to 269 and encodes 87 amino acids. The transcript has a single exon.